AUGGCGUCGCCAAUCAAGACAGCCGUCCUCGGGGUCGGCCUUGGAGGCCUCACAUUUCACAUCCCUUUCAUCUUGGCCCUGCCACAGCACUUUGUCCUCCACGCCGUCCUCGAGCGCAGCCCCGCCAGUCCCGGAGGUAAGCUCGCCGCGCGCUUCGGCGACAACAUCGCAAAGGGGGUGAAGAUAUGCAGAACAUACGAGGAGAUCCUGCACGACGCGCAGGUCGAGCUGGUCGUGAUCAGCACUCCGAGCGCAACGCACUACGAGCUCGCAAAGAGGGCGCUGGAAGCGGGGAAGCACGUGUUGGUGGACAAGCCCGUCACCGCAACAGCGGAGGAGGCGCGCGAGCUCGGUGCCCUCGCAAAGGCGAAGCAGCGCGUGCUGUACCCCUACCAGAACUGCCGCUUCAACGCCGACUUCCUGACCCUGCGCAAGCUCCUCGACCUCCCUGCGUCAGACCCGCGAUCGCUAGGCGCACUCGUCGAAUUUGAGUCGCGAUACGACCGCUUCCGGACUACGAUUAGGGGCUCGUGGAAGGACAAGCCUGCGCCCGCGAACGGCGUCACGUACGACCUCGGGUCGCAUCUCGUCGACCAGGCUCUCGUUCUGUUCGGACGCCCAGUGAAGGUCACCGCAAUGAUUGAAAACGUGCGGGGUCUCGGCAGCAGGGAUGUGGACGACUGCUUCACGAUCAUCCUGCACUACCCGCCCCAGCCGGCAGCCGCAGAUCUCCAGCCGACCUCCUUCACGGUCAUCCUCCGCUCGCAUUUUCUCUCGGUGCGGUCACCGCAAAUUCGCUACGUUGUCCGCGGUCUCAAGGGCACUUUCACAAAAUUCGGCGUUGACGGACAGGAAGGACAGCUGAAGACCAUGGCAAGCCCUGUAGAGAUUGUGCAAUCACCCACAUACGGACGAGAUCCAGAGGAGCUAUGGGGUACGGUCGAGAAUCUCGACGCCAGUGGAGAGGUCGUCAAAUCAUCAUGGCCGACAACAGAGAGAGGAACCUACGCCGAUUUGUUUGUCAACCUUGCAAAAGUCAUUCGAGAGGGCGAGGAGCAAGCAAUCAAAUGGGAUGAGGCAGCAGAUGUGAUCGAAAUGAUUGAAUUGGCGUAUGCAAGCGCAAGAGAGGAGCGUACAUUACCCGUCCCUCCAAGAUCCUGA
Fibroporia radiculosa is the source of this 1161-nucleotide messenger RNA. RefSeq lists its product as uncharacterized. Bases 1 to 1161 code for a protein of 386 amino acids. The record is from RefSeq and is a predicted model, not a curated record. NCBI's taxonomy places the organism in Eukaryota, Fungi, Basidiomycota, Agaricomycetes, Polyporales, Fibroporiaceae. Gene Ontology annotation, molecular function: nucleotide binding. The transcript has 5 exons.